This is a messenger RNA of Symbiodinium necroappetens, 2736 nucleotides long. The record is from the annotation of a GenBank genome assembly. NCBI's taxonomy places the organism in Eukaryota, Dinophyceae, Suessiales, Symbiodiniaceae.
AUGUUCAACUCAUUGCAGGAGACCCUGAAGUCUGCUGCUGUGCCUCUGUCCUUUCAGCAGUACAGGUUCUCGGUUCUGAGGACGCGAGAAGGUGUCACCAGCUCCCGUAUCUCGGAGUUGCUGCUAGCAGACGCCACGGCGCAGGCGAUGCCUUUGAAGGAUCCUAGAAUUGUGGCUGAAGUUGCCAUUGGGAGUGACACGUCUGACGACAAGGCUAGCAUGGAUGACCCGUUGAAAUGCAUGGACGACGACACCUCAACCAGUUUGCUGCUCUCGUCGGGGCAGUAUGUUAUAGUCAAAGUUCGGCCGGGAGUCUUGGUGGGUGGCUUCGGCUUCAAGACGUGCGGUGAAAAGGAGACACGUGGAACUGAUCCAGUAGAUUUCCAGCUUGAAGGCUCAAUGGAUGGGACCGAUUGGUAUAUGUUGAACACGAAGGUGGACUAUGCAACGCCAGAGGAGCGAUCGAUCUUGGUUGGACCCUUCAUCGUCUCCAGGUUGUCGGCCAUGGCCCUGCUCGGCAACCGCACUCUUCCGGAAGCAGCGGUGGCAGCGCCUGCGUCGCCUGCGUCGCCUGCGUCGCCUGCGGCCGCAGCCCCCGUCACCAGCAACUCGAAGCCCUUCGAAGUACCACAGCCGGCGAAUCCGUCUCUGCCUGUACCAGCUCCUAUGGGUACGACUUUGGACGGUGCAGGAGCGGACAUGCCGGAUACGCAAAGCAAGGUGGGCCAGGCGGUCCUGAGAGCCUCGAAAGCGAACGGCUUGGACAAUGCUGCGACUGCAGCAACUGCUGCGGCUGUUUCUGCCGCAAGUGAUGCAUUGGCACCAGCCAGCUCGCAGCCAGAUUCCUUGAGCAAAGUGGCAGAGGCCGCUGCCGCCAUGGGCUUGACCGAUGCUCAGGUUGCCAGUGUUUCCUCUGCUUUCAGAUCGGUCCAUCCCGACCACUGGGACACUAUUCUCAAUGCUUGGACAGCAGCAGCGACUGCUUCUGCCAAAGCAGCUUCAAAAUCCGUUGCGUCGUCACCUGAAGCCAAAGUGGCAGCCGUUGUGGCAGCGACUGGAGAUGCAGGCUUUACUGUUCAACAGCAGGCGGCUGCCGCUGCAGAAAGCGCAGUACCAGCAGCCCUUCAAGGGCUUCAGGGCGCAACGACGGCUUCACCAGCAAGUGUGGUGGGGAAGGCGCUGGCAGGUGCAGACAUCUCGCCUGAAGACAAGGCCGCCGUUGUGGAUGCGGCUUCCGAGGAGACCGUGGAAAACCAGCAAGCAGUGGCAGACGUGCUGUCGGCUGCAGGGAUGUUGCCCACGACAACAGAGCAGCCGGAAACUGUCGACCUCAACGACCCCAACGUGAGGCUGGUCAUGGAUGCAGUGUCGCAGAAGCUGGCGGAUGUGCCCGUGAGCAAAGCACAAAAGGCCCGGAUCGUCAAUGCCGCUGCAGAUGCACUGACGAAAGCCAGCACGACACCAUUCGAUGGCGUUGGAAUGGUGGUCCGAGCCGCGCAGGAAGCUGGCUUGACUGACAGCCAGGUCUUGAAGAUCGCUAAAGAAGCGCCAAAACUUUCUGCAGAUCAGCAAGUGUCUGUGGCAACUGCUCUGGACGCUGCCGGUGAUGGAGUCGUAAAGGUGAUGGGAAAGAAUAUGCCUAAGCCAGCGGAGAAGGUUGCAGCAGUGGUAAAAGCCGAAGCCGCAGCUGGAAUGACUGAUGGCGAGCAAGCGGAUUCUGCUGCAAUUGCAGUUGCAGCAGCCGCUGCGGCAUCCCAGCGUGUGGAAAGCGCAGAAGGAGAAGCUGGCAUCUUCAAAGAAAUUGUUGCUGCUGGCAUCAAAGCUCAGCUCAGUCAGGAGCAGGUGGAGUCGAUUCUGUCGGUCGUGGCUCCGAUGUCUGCGGAAGACCAGGUGGCUGUUAAAGAGCACCUGGAAGCGUUGGAUGUGCCGCCCGCGCAAGUCGUGCCCUUCGAUGCAACGUCCUUGCCACCAGUGCCAUUGGAUGGUUUACCAGAGAGUGCACCAUUCCUUCCACAGACUGAUGUGGGCCGCAUGCCAUCUACUUCCACAGUGCCUGAAGCGAUUGCGCAUCUGAGCGGGUCGGCGGCACAGUUCGUGUUCGGUGUCGUCCCGUCACCGACAAGUUCUCGUACAAGCUACAAGGACCAGACGGGCGUUCCACCCAAGGGUUUCAUGUUCCAGGUGGCCCUCAACAGCCAGGGGGUCACGGAGUUCCUGCGCGGGAAGACUGGCUGGGUGGGUGACCCUCACGAGCUGAGCAUAGCACUUGGGCGAUUUCGUUUUGACUGGCCAAUGACCAGCUGUUCGGAUGAAGAGAGUGGUUUCACAGAUUUCCAGUCUGUCACCUUUUACAAUGCUACCUUUGCCAAUCCUGGUGAUGAGUGUGGCACACUCGUGGCCACUACCGUGGAUGUUGCGGGUGCCGUUCGAUUUCCGCGUGCAGGUGACACGAGCUUGUUCUGGCUUGCUGGCCAGUUUGGGACGAAGUACCCUCUCACAGGCGGCGACCAAGUGAGGUUUUCCCUCCUGGACCUUGUGAUCGUGGCCUUUGCAGCCGGCGAAAAGGUUGAAUACAGCAUAUGCGGAGAUCCAACAUUGGCCUCUUACGUAGGCUGCCCUGAGCAGAGCAUGCUCAAGAUAAAGUAUCCGGAGAACAAUCUUGGACAGGGAGUCAAGAUUUGUUCAGGUCAGGCCCAUUUUCACGAGUACAGGCUCGAAAACUGCUUCACAGUUUAG